GGAGGAGCCAGGCGGUGGCGGGGACGAGCCGCGCUCCGCACGCCCCCGCCCAGAGGGGACCUGGCCGCGGAGGAGGCGGCGGUUCCUGGGACAGAGCCGCCGCGACGCGCGGAGCCCGCCCGGGAGCCGCUCCGGAGCGCCCCGACGAGCAGAACUGAGGCGUGAGGCUCCAUAAGUGCCCCCAAGUGGCUUCAAUUUCUGUCCUCAACAAAAGAUAUCAAAAGAAAUGCAGGAAUGCCUGUCCUAGAAAAAAACAUGCAGAAGAAAGAGAAAGAUACUUGCAGUAAAGAUGAGACAGCAGUGCCAAAACUUCCAGUCCCACCACUACAACAGACCUUACGCAUGUACCUACAGUGCAUGAAACACUUGGUGCCAGAGGAGCAAUUUAGAAAGACCAAGGUCAUUGUGGAGCAGUUUGGAAUUGCAGGAGGCCUGGGGGAAUCUUUGCAGCAAAUCCUCCAGGAAAGAAGGGAAAAGACAACGAACUGGGUGUUUAACUACUGGUUGGAUGACAUGUACCUCAACAACCGGCUAGCUCUUCCAGUCAAUUCCAGCCCAGCAAUUAUCUUUGCUCGUCAGUAUUUCAAGGACGUAAAUGACCAGCUGAGGUUUGCCGCCAAUCUCAUUUCAGGAGUGCAAGACUAUAAAGCUUUACUGGACACCCAUGCUUUACCUGUUGAUUUUGCUCGUGGACAGCUGUCUGGUCACCCUCUCUGUAUGAAGCAAUACUAUGGACUCUUUUCUUCCUAUCGUCUUCCAGGACAUACCAAAGAUACACUCGUGGCCCAGAAAAGCAGCGUAAUGCCAGAACCAGAGCACAUCAUUGUUGCUUGUAACAAUCAGUUUUUUGUUUUGGAUGUUGUCAUUAAUUUCCGUCGUCUCAGUGAGGGAGAUCUUUUCACUCAGUUACGAAAGAUAGCCAAAAUGGCAGAGAACGAAGAGGAAAUGCUGCCUCCAAUUGGCCUGCUGACAACAGACGGAAGAACAGAGUGGGCAGAGGCCAGGACGAUCCUUAUGAAAGACUCUACUAACCGCGACUCUCUUGACAUGAUUGAACGGUGCAUUUGCCUGGUGUGCCUGGACAGCCCAAGCGAGGUGGAACUCAGCGAUACAAACAUGGCACUGCAACUGCUACAUGGGGGAGGCUACCGUAAAAAUGGGGCCAACCGUUGGUAUGACAAACCUAUGCAGUUUGUGGUAGGAAGAGAUGGAGUCUGUGGUACCGUGUGUGAACAUUCCCCUUUCGAUGGCAUCGUACUGGUGCAGUGCACUGAACACUUGCUCAAGCACAUGAAAGAGAGCUCCAAGAAAUUAGUCCGAGCAGAUUCAGUGAGUGAGCUUCCUGCUCCACGGAGACUAAGAUGGAAAUGUUCCCCUGAAAUUCAGGCGCGUUUGGCAUCAGCAGCAGAAAAACUCCAAAGGAUAGUAAAAAAUCUGGACUUCAUCGCCUACAAGUUUGAGAACUAUGGAAAGGAAUUUAUUAAGAAACAAAAGAUUAGCCCAGAUGCCUACAUUCAAGUAGCACUUCAGCUGGCAUUUUACAGAUGCCACAGGAGACUUGUCCCUACCUACGAAAGUGCUUCCAUACGCCGAUUUGAUGAGGGCAGAGUUGACAAUAUUAGGUCUGCUACCUCAGAAGCAUUUGCUUUUGUAAAAGCAAUGACUGAUGACAAGACAGCUCUAUCGGAUUCUGAGAAGAUGCAGAAAUUUAAGGAUGCAAUUGCAGCUCAGACUAAUUACACUAUUCUGGCUAUUACUGGAAUGGCAAUAGACAAUCACCUGCUAGGGCUCAGGGAGGUGGCACGGGAACACUUCAAGGAACUGCCAGAGAUAUUUACGGAUGAGACAUAUUUGACAAGCAAUCGAUUCAUCCUCUCGACCAGCCAGCUGUCCUGCAGGCAUCAGCUUAUUCUGGAAGAGAUACCAGACUGGAACACUGUAGAGCUGGUAGUCAACGGGGAGAUGGUAUUUCGCUGCAACAUCAAUGACCUGGAUUUUGGAGGUGAUGGCAAGUUGGAUCCACUUUGUGAAGAAGCCAGAAAAGCAGUGUUAAACGCAUACUAAUUUACAGGGACUGAUUUCCCUCUUACCUUGGUUUUCUGUCAGGCAACUUACUUGCAUUACAAAGGUAUUAGAAAUGUCAGGAUGCAGUUGGUUCUUUACACUUCUAGGUCACUUAAUGAAGCUCUAGAUAAUCUUACUUGUUACACCCAUGUGUCAACCAAAUAAGAAUACACUGCCUUUUCCAGAACCAGUCAUAUGUUACCACCUUGACUAUUACAAAUUCACGUAGAACUGUGACUUGCAUCUAGUUCUAGUAGUUUGAUUUCCCUUAAAAGAAGAAUGAAACUCCUGGAUAGCUUUCAUUCUUUCAACUUUUAGAAAGUUUCCUAUGUCAAAGAUAGUAAUUUCAAAGUCAUUCAUAGCUGAUGAUCAAUCCAUACAUAUUCAUACAGAUGUGGCAGUUCCCCUCUUGGUCACAAAUGUCUCAGAAAAUAGCUCGUGCAUCAUCAGACACAGCCCAAAGGUACAGAGAGAAAGAAGUUAGCAUAGCCAUAAGGACGGGAAUAAAGCUGACCGGGUGUUACCACAACUGAUAUUCCAGGUAUCUCAAAAGUAAUGCUGCCUUUUCCUCUCUAUUUCCUGCCCCCCACCCCCCAAUAACUAGAGUAUGAAGCUUCUUUUUUGCUCCUGAUUUGUCAACAUAUACUCUCAACCUCAACUUAAUUUUAAAAACACUUCUGACUCGGGUAAAUUCAGCAGUUUGCAAAUAAUCAAUAUGCCAGAAUGCUGGUACCCUGAGCAAUUUUCAGUUUGACCCAUAAUUAGUUAUGAAAGAAAGAAGUGGUUAGUCUUUGCAUCCUAACGAGUGGUAUGAACAAAGAAACACAGGAUUUGCUGAGGGUCGGGAGUGCUAGGCGGCAAAGCUGCAGUUUCUAGUGCAGCUGCAGGAGAGACAGGCUGCCCAGCACAAAACCAAAGACAAAGAAAUCUGAUCACUGGGUAUCUCCUAUCAGCUGUAACCUGCAGGGAGAUAGCUGCAGUUACAAAUAACCAAGCCACGUUUACAGUGAUACUAAUCCAACACAAAAGUGUUGUCAAAAUAACACUAUCGCUAUGUCCAAAUACAGUCCCUUUCCAAUGACCUAUAGAUGACAGAGGCAUUAAACCAAUAUUCUUUAGUGAGAAAAAAUACUCGUAGUUAAAGUUGAGCAAAGCAGAAACUGUAUUGUCCCUUUUGAAGACUGAAACAUUUUUGCUUUCUACAACUCUGAUACACCAAGAUUAGAAAGUGAGAACAUUCAGACUGAACCACGUUGAGAAGAUCAAUACAAUUGAGCUUGGCACAGAUAAAAAAGGCACUUUCUGCAGCAGACAUUCCCACAGAGAGCAGACUGGGGUUUCAGCGUCUGCCCCGCUCUCGUUCCGCGGACAGCAGUGAGUUAGUUCACGCUUGCUGUGUCUCUGACCCUGUCACGACUGAGCAGGCUGUCCUGCACCACAGCCCAGCUCCAGCCUCCGGCUCCAGUGCAGCCCUCAGCACAGGCAGGGGCUGUAAAAAACCCACCCUACUGCAUUUGUCAGCGGGACACCGACAAAUGGCUUUCUGCUCUGGCAGUAAAUUGUUUAUUGGCCUCUUCGGUAAAUGCAAAUUAAUUAGACUAAGUCAGUUUAAAUAAUGUUAGUUCUGGGCAGAAUUUACUCCCCAAAAUGGAAGACUAAACUCCCCGGAUCUCUUGAGCAUGGAACGCCGUGAACAUCAUUGGAAAUGCUCCAGGCAGAUGAACUCAGCAGUGUGACUAUUUUUUAAAAAGUGUUUCAGUUUUGCUGUGUUCAGUGCCCUCUGUAACAUCACUGAGGACAUUUCUGACAUACCUUCAAGUUAGAAUGACAGGAGUUCUGUAGGGCGAUAUUAAGCCAUAAUAGAUCGACAUGUUUAGCUGGAAUAAAUACAAACAAGCUUUGAGGAACACAAGGGUGCAGGUCUGAAAGAGAAGCAGCAAACUUCAAGACAAGUAUGGGUUGAGAACAACUGCUCUGACUUUGCUUUACAGUAAUAUUAUGACCAAAUUGUGAAAGACCAGAGACAGAUGAGAAAAGAAUUUUUAAUACGACAGUGAGAUAGCUUCCAGUGAGAUAAAAAAUUAGCUCCAUCAGACAUUUUGAACACAGCCAGCUAGAAUGCAUAAAGAGAUCUUAGGCCCCAUUACUGUGCUUUUGUUACAGAAGGGAAAAAUAAAUAGAAAUUUGAAGUAGCCCUUUCAGUUUGGUACCCGUCCCCCAAACACUACCUGUGAUUAGUUACCAUGGCACUAGCAGGCAGCUGGAUAUUUGAAGGCACUGUAGUAGCCACUUGGACAAAGGCAUUUAAUUUUUUUCUAUGUGAAAUAACCACUUUUUUCCUCAAAGUCUCCCUCAUCUUUAAGGGGAUUAUCUGCCCCACAGAUAAUCAUGGCCAUUUGAAAACUGAACCUACCCUGCAAGUCCUCUCUACAGUGACUUUCAUCCAGACUAUUGUGAUAAAGUCAAAUCAGGAGGAAGAAAACAGCAGCAGCAAAUUAUUCCAGUAGUAACACCAACUAAAUUGCUGCGCAGCUUUUAUGGUUUGACUAAUUGUCUCAUUAAGACACAUUUCUGAUCACUGAAAUGGAUCUCAAGUAUUAUUAAUCACUGAAAAAAUUGUACCACUAAAGAGCCUCUCUCCCUCCUAUCCUUGGCACUCUUUGCAAUGGAAAACACACAAAGGCUCCCGUUGAUUGGAGCCCCGCUGCUGCACAGUUGGCAGUCAAACAGUACUAAUGGCACAGUAACACAAUAUAACUAAAAUAGUUUGCCUUUUAGAGUAACAAUCUCUUAUAACAUGAUUAAGCUGUAUCAUGCGCGUUUCCUUAUGUUUUGCAAAUGGCUCAAAAAAAAACCUGACAACUUUUCCAGUAAUUUCUUCAAAAGGGGAGGGAAA
Messenger RNA from Aquila chrysaetos chrysaetos, 4960 nucleotides. It is a transcript of the gene CHAT, whose product is annotated as choline O-acetyltransferase. Gene Ontology annotation, cellular component: neuron projection; cytoplasm. Gene Ontology annotation, biological process: acetylcholine biosynthetic process; neuromuscular synaptic transmission. The record is from RefSeq and is a predicted model, not a curated record. The coding region runs from base 235 to 2064 and encodes 609 amino acids. The transcript has 16 exons. Gene Ontology annotation, molecular function: choline O-acetyltransferase activity. NCBI's taxonomy places the organism in Eukaryota, Metazoa, Chordata, Aves, Accipitriformes, Accipitridae.